Molecule: messenger RNA, 2085 nt
Organism: Orbicella faveolata
Lineage: Eukaryota; Metazoa; Cnidaria; Anthozoa; Scleractinia; Merulinidae
Biological process (GO): nucleoside transmembrane transport
Cellular component (GO): plasma membrane
Molecular function (GO): nucleoside transmembrane transporter activity
Source: RefSeq, a predicted model, not a curated record
GCGGCGCCAUUAUAUUUCAAAGGUUACGAAUUGUUGAUUUCGAUGUACAUCGCAGGGUCCUAGCUAAAGAAGCUGAAAUAAUCUUCAAGUUUUAAUACCAAGAGCGACUGCAAGGUUUACAUAACACGUUUCUCUACGAAAUUAUCAACAGAAAAGAAAAACGAGAUUCAAAAGGCCAGAAAGAUUGAACUGUUGUGCAGGCCAAACCAGACCAACAAUUGAACGUCGAUGGCAAUUCCUUGGAAGCUCUACCUGACAUGCUGGUUUCUUGGUGCCUCCGUACAAAGCGCCACGUUUUUCAGUUACAACGCCGUUGAUUAUUUCAACUACUUUUUCCCUGACAACUACAAGCCCGAGGUGUACGUUGGUGUCACGGUCGGAGUUGCGGCGAGUGUUGGAGCGUUGCUGAUGGUCACCUUCCCACCCAAAUCGAGUCAUUUAACUGUACUACUCUUCACACUGACUGCCUCGGUAAUUUUGCUGGUCGCAGUGGUAGUCAUUACACCUCUUGACACCGGCAUCUUAUCCACACCAGCUCGGUUUGGUUUGGUGUUAGCCGUAAUCUUCGUUGCGACCGUCGUUCAAAAUGUCGGCGGUGGAGCCCUUUACAGCUUCGCUGGAAAGCAUUUUCCGAAGUUUGGAGUCCACGCAGCACAGUCUGGCGGUGUGUUCGCAUUUGCAGCGACUUUCAUCAUUCGCUGUAUCUCGAAGGGAUCCUUUCAAUAUGUCGAAGACAAGGAUAAUGGUUUUCGCCUCAGCGGCUAUUUGUUUGUAGCCUUAGUGGAUCUGACAAUUCUCGUAGCAUGUUGUUUGAUUUCCAUUCUGCGAGCCCACGUCCCCCAAUCAACGCACGCUAAACGUUUUAAUGUCACUGAUAGGGAAAGCUUAGAAGACGCCGAGGACAACGAGAACCAACCGUUACUGACAAGUGACGAAUUCGGCAACGUCUCUCGUAGGGAGAUCAUCAGGAAUAACUGGGCUGCACUCACAGCAAUCUCAGUGGCAUUGGCCAUCGCCUGUGCCUUGUUUCCGGGCAUUGCUUCGCAGUUUCACGGAAAUUACAACUGCACUUUCGUCACUAACCAUCUCUCCAACUCGUCUAAUAUUUUUAACACUUCCACUGUGGUUUCUUCGACUAGAGGCUCGCAGUCUAGCGACAAGACAGGCUGGUUCAUCGUCAUCGUCUUCGGCUGUUACUCGGUAGCAACUGCAGUUGGGAAAACCUUACCGAUCUUCGGGAUCCUCUACAACAAGAAAACGAUUCUCUGCAAUUGCCUAGUGCAGCUGGUUACAGCCGUUCCGAUUCUACUUAUCUACUUCGAGCCUUGUGCGGUUAGCGGACUGCAAGCUGAUUGGGUAGCCUAUCUUACUGUUGGUCUGUUCGGAUUUGUCACUGGCUACGGAAUAUGUGCCGCCCUGAUGCUUCUGGCCCCAGGGCAGCGGGGUAAGAGUCACGAGGAGGGCCUGGCGACUAGUAUCGGUUACAUGUUUCUACAGCUGGGACGCCUACUUGGGAUGGGUGUUUCGUUGUUUCUCGUGGACUUCGUGUUUGAAGCAAUUAAGCCCUAAAGGACAGCAAACCAGCUGAGAAUACAAGUUCAAUUACCUCUUAUAUUUAUUUAGCUGUGGGCUAACUGGUUUCAGUUGAAAAGUUUUAUUGUUUGUUCUUAAGAUCUGUUUGACAAUAGCCGAAUUUAUCGGUUCCAAACUGAUGAAUAAAUCAUUUGAUCUGUUUUAUGGUUUGUUUUAUCUGUCCAAGAAUAGGUUAAGAAUAGUUAUUAUAUUUAGAGGACUUUGUUACGGUGCGACUUCUCGAACCGGGCCACCGAUAAGAAAACUAAGCAAUCAGAACUCAAACUGAGAACAAUGGACUGGUAGCGUCUGGUAAAUAUAACGACAAACAACGAUCUGUUUGACGUGAAAAAAUAAACACUAUCAGCUCCUCUGCGUUGUAUACACUCUUAGGGCCUGAUUACGUGGCGAAUUUCAGCCCGGGCUGGAAUUUCAGCCUGGUUAGCCGGACUGAAAUUUCAGCCCGGCUUCUGAAACAAAUUCUCAUGAAAUCAAAUUAGCAAUUACAUGAAG